This is a messenger RNA of Durio zibethinus, 4454 nucleotides long. Its product is annotated as RNA helicase, ATP-dependent, SK12/DOB1 protein. NCBI's taxonomy places the organism in Eukaryota, Viridiplantae, Streptophyta, Magnoliopsida, Malvales, Malvaceae. Gene Ontology annotation, cellular component: Ski complex. Gene Ontology annotation, biological process: nuclear-transcribed mRNA catabolic process, 3'-5' exonucleolytic nonsense-mediated decay. The record is from RefSeq and is a predicted model, not a curated record. Gene Ontology annotation, molecular function: RNA helicase activity; ATP binding; RNA binding.
UCUUUCUUUUAUACGAUCCUACCAUACACCCAUCAUACCAGCCAAACAAGCCCCAAACUCUGCUGAAUGAGCCUGUGGCACUCGAAAAUUAUACUCUCCUUGUCUUAACUUCACUCGAAACCCGCGAAAAAGCUUUCGAAUCAAAACCAGAAACUAAACAGCCCUACAAAACCUUCUAUUCCCGGCACCGGAAAAUGAAACCGAUCCAAGCGGCAAAUGGAUUCAGUUUCCGAGUCGGAUUCUCUGGCCACAGCGGCCACCUCAGAGUCGAGCCUCUCUACACCGAGGAGAGAGAUAACCCUAUCAAAGCCCUCCCCGACUUCGUUCUUCCACCUGCAUUUCCCAGGGAAACGCCUGAAUCGAUUAAGGAGCAUAUAAAGGAGAAAUAUCUGUUACCAAGAUUAGAUGAGGAUGCUUUUUCUCCAGAGAAAGCUGAAAGGCAAUGGGAUUUUGACUGGUUUGACAGGGUAAAAAUACCAUUGGAGCCAUCAUUGCCGAGAACUGUUAUGGUCCCAGUCUGGGAGUUACCCUUCAGACGAUGCAAGGAGGGAUCAGUUGAAGGAAAGUGGGAACCUAGUUCAGUUGAGGUGGAUGUGUCAGAGCUAAUAGUUGGGGGUGAAGCGUCUGGUUCUUUUCCACGCAUGUUUGGUGGUGCAGCCAAAGAUUUUGUGAGAGGAAGCAUUAAUAACCGCCCUUUUCGUCCAGGAGGCUUGGAGGAUCAAUCUUUAGAGAGGAUUCUUCCUGAAGGUGCAUCUAAUGGUGAGUGGGUUAGGGAGGUGCUAAAUGGUGGUCCUGCUCAGACAAUUCCUCCAGGCUUUAAGCAAGGGUUAAACCUUGGCAAUCUUAAGGCACAUCCUUACUUGUGGAAUGUUUACAAGGACCAAAGUGCACUCAAUAGCACAUCAGUUGAAAAGUUGAGUGAGUUGUCUGUACAAUUUGACGACUUGUUCAGGAAAGCUUGGGAAGAGGAUGUUGCAGAAUUUGAGAAAGAUGGACAUUCAACAGAAUCAGAUUCCGUUAAGUCAGAAGCUGAGGCAAACCAGGGUGAUGUUCUUAAUGGUCCUGAUACUGGAUCAUCUGCUUUGGAUGAGAUAUUGUCAGUUGAAGCAGAAAGAUUUGAUGAGAAAAUUUAUGGGGGUGGCCAGCAACAAAAGGAGGCUUGGGCUGUUAGUGGAAGUAGUGAAGAGAUUGUUGAUAAAUUUCAUGAACUAGUUCCUGACAUGGCAAUUGAAUUUCCUUUUCAAUUGGAUACAUUCCAGAAGGAGGCUAUUUAUUAUUUAGAAAAGGGGGAGUCUGUUUUUGUGGCUGCUCAUACUUCUGCUGGGAAAACAGUUGUUGCAGAAUAUGCAUUUGCUUUGUCAUCAAAACAUUGCACUAGAGCUGUGUAUACUGCUCCAAUUAAAACAAUCAGCAAUCAGAAGUACAGAGAUUUCUGUGGGAAAUUUGAUGUUGGCCUUCUCACAGGUGAUGUUAGUUUGAGGCCAGAGGCUUCUUGUCUCAUCAUGACAACUGAAAUAUUAAGGUCAAUGCUUUAUCGGGGUGCAGAUAUUAUUCGCGAUAUUGAAUGGGUUAUAUUCGAUGAGGUGCACUAUGUGAAUGAUGUUGAAAGAGGUGUGGUUUGGGAAGAAGUCAUAAUCAUGCUUCCGAGGCAUAUUAAUAUCAUUCUCCUUUCUGCCACGGUGCCUAAUACAAAAGAGUUUGCUGAUUGGAUUGGUCGGACAAAGCAAAAGGAAAUUCAUGUUACCGGGACAACAAAAAGACCUGUCCCUUUGGAACAUUGCCUGUUUUAUUCUGGAGAACUUUACAAAAUAUGUGAAAGUGAAACUUUUAUGUCACAAGGACUAAAGGCUGCUAAAGAUGCGUACAAGAAAAAGAAUUCCAAUGCAGUCAGUGGUGGUACUGGUUCAUCUAGUGGGUUUUCUGCAGUUCAGGAUGGGCCUCGAGGUCAGAAACGUGAAAUUUCUAACCGAGGGAAACAAAAUAAGCAUUCUGGUCCACAAAACUUGGGAAAUUAUUCUGGGACUGGUUGGGGGAAUCAAAGAACUGGAGGUGGCCAGAAUAGUUGGGGCUCUAGGAGAUCAACAUGGUUGUUGCUUAUUGACAAGCUCUCAAAGAAGUCAUUAUUACCUGUGGUUAUAUUUGGGUUCUCAAAGAAUCAAUGUGAUAAAUCAGCUGACAGCAUCUCCGGGACUGACCUCACUAGUAGUUCUGAGAAAAGUGAGAUUCGUGUUUUUUGUGAUAAAGCUUUUUCACGGCUGAAGGGAUCUGAUCGCAAUUUACCUCAGGUUGUCAGAGUUCAGAGCCUUCUUUGCAGAGGAAUUGGCAUACAUCAUGCAGGUUUGCUUCCAAUUGUUAAGGAAGUUGUUGAAAUGCUCUUCUGUCGAGGUGUGAUUAAGGUUUUGUUUUCAACAGAGACAUUUGCAAUGGGGGUAAAUGCUCCGGCCAGAACGGUUGUCUUUGAUACAUUAAGGAAGUUUGAUGGCAAGGAAUUUAGACAGGUACUUCCUGGGGAAUACACUCAAAUGGCAGGUCGUGCUGGCAGAAGAGGACUUGAUAAAAUUGGUACAGUAAUCGUGAUGUGCCGUGAUGAAAUUCCAGAAGAGAGGGAUUUGAAACAUAUUAUAACUGGAACUCCAACUAAGCUUGAAUCUCAGUUCCGAUUGACAUAUAUUAUGAUCCUGCAUCUCCUUCGUGUGGAAGAAUUGAAGGUGGAAGACAUGUUGAAACGGAGUUUUGCUGAAUUUCAUGCUCAGAAGAAACUUCCAGAGCAGCAACAACUUCUAAUGCGAAAGCUUGCGCAGCCAAAGAAAACUAUAGAAUGUAUUAAAGGUGAACCGGCAAUUGAAGAGUACUAUGAGAUGCAUGCAGAAGCUGAGGAACACGAUGAACAAAUAUCAAAAGCUGUCAUGCAGUCCCCUGUUGUCCAACAAUUUCUUAUCCAUGGGAGAGUGGUUGUGGUGAAAUCUCAAUCAGCCCAGGACCAUUUACUAGGAGUUGUCGUGAAAUCACCUUCUGCUAAUAACAAACAAUAUAUUGUGCUAGUUCUUAAACCUGACGAGCCAUCAAUGACUCAAACUCCCUCAGGCAGUAGUAACUUGCAAGAUAAGAGAAGUGCCGAUUUCCAUCAAGGUUAUGUGCUGCUACCAAAAUCCAAGCGUGGUCUUGAAGAAGACUACCGUGUAUCUGCUGUCCCACGUAAAGGAUCAGGUAUCAUCAACAUAACACUGCCUUACCAGGGUGCUGCUGCAGGAGUGAGUUUUGAGGUCAGAGAAACUGACAAUACGGAAUUCUUAUGCAUAUGCAAUAGAAGAAUAAAAGUGGACCAAGUUGGGCUUCUUGAAUAUGGUAGCAAUGCUGCUUUCUCUAACACUGUUCAGCAGCUGUUGAAAUUGAAGUCUAAUGGAAACAAAUAUCCUCCUGCCUUAGAUCCAGUUAAAGAUCUGAAACUGAAGGAUAUGGAUCUUGUUAAAACAUACUACAAAUGGACCCACCUGCUGCAGAAAAUGUCAGAGAAUAAGUGCCAUGAAUGUAUAAAGUUGGAGGAGCAUAUUAAGUUAGCUAGAGAAAUUAAGAAGCAUAAAGAGGAAGUUAAUGCUCUUGAAUUUCAACUAUCUAAUGAGGCGCUCCAACAGAUGCCAGAAUUCCAGGGCCGGAUUGAUGUUCUGAAGGAAAUUGGUUGUAUAGAUGAAAACCUUGUGGUUCAACUAAAAGGUCGUGUUGCCUGUGAGAUGAAUUCAGGGGAGGAAUUGAUAUGCACAGAAUGUUUAUUUGAGAAUCAACUCGAUGACCUGGAACCUGAAGAAGCAGUAGCUUUAAUGUCGGCCUUUGUGUUUCAGCAGAAGAACACUUCUAAACCUUCUCUUACAUCCAAGCUCUCUCAGGCCAAACAAAGAUUGUAUGACACAGCUAUAAGACUUGGUAAGCUUCAAGCAGAGUUCAAAUUACAAAUAACACCGGAGGAGUACGUACAAGAAAAUCUCAAGUUUGGUCUUGUUGAAGUGGUUUACGAAUGGGCAAAGGGAACUCCUUUUGCAGACAUAUGUGAGCUCACAGAUGUUCCCGAAGGCCUUAUCGUGCGGACAAUUGUCAGGCUGGAUGAGACUUGUCGUGAGUUUAAAACUGCAGCAGCUAUAAUGGGUAAUUCAUCUCUUUACAAGAAAAUGGAAUCUGCUUCCAAUGCCAUAAAACGUGAUAUAGUCUUCGCAGCUAGUUUGUACAUUACAGGAGUGUGAUCUAUAUAUUAUUCUGUGAUCCAUAAUCGUGAUAGAGUUAAAGAUGACAUGGGUCCUUAAUCAGAAAAGAUGUUUAACCAUUUCCCCCUUUGUCAGUCCUGGAAAGACAACAUACCUUCUUCAGCUUAGCUUAAGACCUAAUAAUUUCAUCAUAGCCAAUCAAAAUCUAUUAUCUUCUUUAAAUGCUAAUGAAAGUAGCCAAGCUUUGUUGGUUUACCACAU